AUGAAAUUUCGAUGGCAAUUGCAUCGGAAGAUAAACACUGGAAAACAAGGGGUCCAUUAGCUAUCAUGAAUUAGCCUGUUUCCUUCUUCAGCCUUUGUUUUUAAGUUCAUUGUGUGUAUCUUUCUCAGUAGACUCCAAUGAGAAUUUCCCAAUGUCCUUUCGUUUUCAUCAUAUUAUGCUACUGCUUCUGCAUACAUCACACUGUUUAUUUCACCGGGGUUUCUGCUCAAAUUGUUGAAGAUCAACAACAGAUAUUGCUAAAAUUGAAGAACAGCCUAAUAUUCGAGCAAGAAAAAUCUCACAAACUUGUAUUCUGGAAUUCUAGCACGGAUUGCUGUAAGUGGAUAGGUGUAACCUGUGAUAAGGAGGGACAUGUUAUUGGCCUUGACCUGAAUGGAGAAUCAAUCAAUGGUGGAUUUGACAAUUCAAGUACUCUUUUCAACCUGCAAAGUCUCCGGAUACUGAAUUUGUCCGUUAAUAACUUCAGUUCUCAGAUACCAUCUGGAUUCAGAAGGUUGAAGAACUUAACAUAUCUGAAUUUGUCUCAUGCUGGUUUUGUGGGCCAUAUUCCAACAGAGAUUUCUUCCCUUACAAGGUUGGUAUCUCUUGAUAUCUCUUCUCUUUCCUUUAUGUUUGCGCAACCGCUGAAACUUGAAAAAACAGAUCUGCAAAUGCUUGUGAAAAACUUCACCAUGAUUAGACAAUUGUAUAUGGAUGGUGUAAGUGUAUCAGCCGAGGGAAAUGAGUGGAGCAAUGCUUUGUUGCAGCUACAUAGCCUGCAGGAGCUGAGCAUGUCCAACUGCAAUCUCUCAGGACCCCUUGAUCAUUCCCUGACAAGACUUCGAAACCUAUCAAUCAUUCGUCUUGACCAAAACAACUUAUCAUCCCCGGUGCCAGAAACCUUUGCCGAUUUUCCAAAUUUAACAACCCUUCAUCUUAGUUUCUGUGAAUUGACAGGAGUAUUUCCUGAUAAGAUCUUUCAGUUGGCAACAUUGUCCGACAUAGACUUGUCAUUCAACUAUGAUCUUAAUGGAUCUUUGCCAGAAUUGCCUCCGAAUGGUUCCCUUCAGAAAUUAAUUGUGAGUCACACAAGGUUCUCAGGAGCAUUGCCAGCUUCUAUAGGUAAUCUUAGGCAGUUAUCCAUCUUAGAUCUUUCUAAUUGCCAUUUUAACGGAACACUACCCAGUUCAAUGUCAGGACUAAAGAAACUCACUUCUCUGCUCUUGUCGUUAAAUAACUUCACUGGUCAAAUUCCGUCCCUGAAUAUGUCCAGGAAUCUCACGCAUUUAGACUUAUCACACAAUAAAUUCACAGGUUCAAUCACUUAUGUUCACUUGGAAGGCCUAAGAGAGCUGGUCCAAAUUGAUUUACAGGACAACUUACUUGAUGGAAACAUCCCUUCUUCUCUUUUUGCACUUCCAUUGGUACAAAGCAUUCAACUUUCCAACAACCAUUUCCAUGGCCAGCUUGAUGAAUUUUCAAAUAUCUCAUCCUCCGUCUUAGAGAUCCUUGAUUUAAGUAGUAAUGAUCUUGAAGGGCCCAUUCCUCUAUCUAUUUUUAACCUCAGAUCACUGAAUGUCCUCAAACUAUCUUUAAACAAGUUACAUGACACAUUGAAGCUAGAUGUGUUUCAGGGACUUGAAAAUCUAACUACACUGGCCCUUUCACACAACAACUUGUCAGUAGAGACAAAUCUUACAGAUGUAGGCCAAUUAUCUUCCUUCCACAAUAUUAGCAGUUUAGAGUUGGCUUCCUGCUACCAGACAGAGUUCCCUAGUUUCUUGAGAAACAACUCCAGAAUAACCACUUUAGACCUCUCAAGUAACCAUAUUCGAGGAUCUAUACCAAUAUGGAUAUGGAAACUUCAGUCUCUAGUUCAAUUAAAUCUUUCCAACAAUUUGCUCAGCAGUUUAGAAGGAUCUGUUCAGAACACUGGUUCCAAUCUGAAGCUCCUUGACCUUCAUGCUAACCAACUCCAAGGGAAGCUUCAAAUAUUUCCAGUGCAUGCCAUUUAUUUGGACUAUUCAAAUAAUAAUUUCAGUUUCGCUAUUCCGUCGGAUGUUGGUACUCGCCUGUCUUCCAUAGCUUUUCUGUCUCUGUCCAAAAAUAAUUUAUCUGGGAGUAUUCCUCAAUUCUUGUGCAAUAGUUCACAGCUGAUAGUUCUUGAUGUUUCUUAUAAUAACUUCGCUUGGACAAUUCCAGAGUGCUUAAUACAGAGUGUGACAAUUAAGGUAUUAAAUCUGCAACAUAACAAGUUUAAUGGCAGCAUUCCAGAUAAAUUUCCAGUAUCUUGUGCUCUGAAGACUCUGGAUCUCAAUAGUAAUCUAUUGAAGGGGCCAAUUCCUAAAUCACUACAAAAUUGCUCAUCAUUAGAGGUGUUGGAUCUUGGAAACAAUGAGGUAGAUGAUGGAUUUCCAUACUUCCUAAAUUCAAUAUCCACAAUCCGUGUUCUGGUUUUGAGGAGAAACAAAUUGCAUGGUCUCAUUGAAUGUCCUGAUACUAACAGAACUUGGCCAAUGCUUCAAAUUAUUGAUGUGGCUUUAAACAAAUUUAGUGGUUUACUUCCAGGAAAAUGUUUGAAAACAUGGAAGGCAAUGAAGCUUGACGAAUAUCAUCAUGUAUCAAAGUUCAAUGACAUAGGAUCUGAUGUCCUUACAUUGGGUGGUAUAUAUUAUCAGGAUUCAGUGACACUUACAAUCAAAGGUUUGGAGUUGGAGUUUGUUAAAGUCCUAAAUCUCGUCACAUCUGUUGACUUCUCAUCCAACAAUUUUGAUGGAACAAUACCUGAAGAGCUUAUGGAUUUUACUGGACUUUAUGCUCUCAACUUGUCUCAUAAUUGUUUAACUGGCCAAAUCCCUUCAUCUAUAGGGAAUUUAACACAGCUUGAGUCAUUGGACCUGUCAAGCAACAAUCUUAGUGGCGAAAUUCCCACACAUCUUGAACUUUUAAAUUUCCUCUCAGUCUUGAACCUCUCCUCUAAUCGUCUGGUUGGAAAAAUCCCUGUAGGUAGGCAACUUCAAACAUUUGACCAAUCUUCCUAUACUGGUAAUGCAGAUUUAUGUGGAAGUCCUUUGACUAAAAACUGUAGUGAUGAAUUACCUGGGCUGUCAACCUCGGCAAAUGCAAGGCCGCAUGCAACUGGUGAAAAUAUAGUGAGGGCUGAAUUGGGGUUUGUUUUAGGCCUCGGACUUUUCAUUGUUCCCCUAUUGUUUUGGAAGAAAUGGAGGGAAAGGUACUGGAAGCGUGUGGACUCAAUUCUGUGCGACAUCUUCCCACAGAUGAAUCUUGAAUACGAAACCCGAGGAGGACAAAGCUAUCAAGUAUUAAGGUGGAGGCCUUAGUCACAAGGGACUCCAUUUCUCAGUUACAUUGAUUAUUAUGGAUUGAUUUCAUAUUUUAUAUAGAACAUCCUACAAGUUUGGAGGAGUUUUGUUAGUUAGGGUUUUGUAAGCUUGAAGGGAUUUGAGAUUCCUUAGAGUAAGUUCAUUUGUCUCUUAGGUAAGUGAAACUAAUUUCACUGCUUUUAAGUUAUAAAUACUUUGAAAUUUUUAUGUGUAUGAUUGUAUGAUGAAUUGACUAAAUGAUUGAUAUGUGUGAUGAGUGUGAUC
This is a messenger RNA of Vigna angularis (adzuki bean), 3608 nucleotides long. RefSeq names its product receptor like protein 22. The record is from RefSeq and is a predicted model, not a curated record. The transcript has 2 exons. Gene Ontology annotation, molecular function: protein binding. NCBI's taxonomy places the organism in Eukaryota, Viridiplantae, Streptophyta, Magnoliopsida, Fabales, Fabaceae. Bases 138 to 3341 code for a protein of 1067 amino acids.